This is a messenger RNA of Fibroporia radiculosa, 5478 nucleotides long. RefSeq lists its product as uncharacterized. Gene Ontology annotation, molecular function: ATP hydrolysis activity; ATP binding; chromatin binding. Gene Ontology annotation, cellular component: chromatin; nucleus. NCBI's taxonomy places the organism in Eukaryota, Fungi, Basidiomycota, Agaricomycetes, Polyporales, Fibroporiaceae. Gene Ontology annotation, biological process: negative regulation of transcription by RNA polymerase II; chromatin remodeling. Bases 1 to 5478 code for a protein of 1825 amino acids. The record is from RefSeq and is a predicted model, not a curated record. The transcript is spliced from 21 exons.
AUGUCAACGACGUCUACGAAUCACCCUCAAUCAUCUUCUCCUGCUCAGAACUUAGACCCACCGACUACCGACGUCUCAUGCUCUUCGAAUCCUCCGACAACUCUAAAGCCUUCGGAAGCACUCUUUGUUGCUGCAAAACCAACACACUCUCACUUCGGUCCAUCUUUAUUGACUGAGCAGCGCUUCUACAUUGAAGUACCAAGUUUGACCGAGGACCAAAAAUCACAAUACAAAGCUGACUUUGGCCGAAGCACGAUGGGUGCCUCCGAUGACGAAUUCGAUAAUCAGGAACUGGUCUCUGUAAUUGGUGAUCUCGAAGAGGGCGGCAUUCUGUAUUACUUCGCAAAAUUCUCUGAUGGAAUUGCUCAUAAGUUUCCGGCGGAUGAAUUUGCGAAAGGUCACGCGGAUCUCGUGGAACAGUAUAAAAACUCGAAAAAAGCUGGGACCCUUCUUCCGUUCGAUCCGUCCGCGCAUUACAUUCAUCCCAAGUCUCGUGUCAAAAUGGCCAUCAAAUUCAACACCCGAGUUUCACGGAACAGGCGUGUUCGCAGAGCAAGCUCGAACUCAGAUGAACUUGCCAUGGAUGUAGACUCUGAAUCCGAUACUGCAAUAUCUUCAGUCCCCCCGAGGCGCGGACAUCCUCGUGCUGCAGCUGCGGGUGCUAAGAAGAAGAUGAAAUCUUCUAUUCAAGACUAUUUCCCACCUGCUACUAAUUCAGACGACGACAGCGACGUCCACGAAGCGGCUGCGCCCGUCAGGAGAUCACUACGUACGCGGGCAACGCGAGCCACGGUUGCUCACGAUGCUGAUGACGACGAAUAUGAUGACGAGGUGCAGGAGAUGAGCAGCGAUGAGUUUGAAGGUCGCCGAGCAUUAAGGAACGCCAAAAAGAUCGUCCGCGGGAAGACUUCCCGCCCGGCAUAUGGUCGAUUCCGCGUUAUAGCAGAUAUGGAACUAGAUGAGCAAGAAAAGCCCGCCAAUGAGUUAUUAGCCGAUCUUAUGUCUAAGAAAGGCAGGCGGAAGAAGGACGUUGAAGAUGAUGAGAAGAACGAACAAGAGCAACUUGAAGAUUUGGGAGGCUGGGUUAGGUGCCUCAAAUGCCCGCUUGCCGCUCAUUGGGGAUGUCUUGCGAAGACCCAGAGAGAGGAAAUUCUACGAGCGGCCCUGGACAAAGAUAAGAGCGAGUGGCUUGCUCAGAUGGCGAAAUCGCGCGAGUCCGGCGACGAACAGCCGUCGGACUCAAGGACAAAGCCGGAACCGAGAAGGCGUGCAGAUCUCAAUCCAUGGCAGACGACAGAGUUUAUAUGUGGUUCGUGCAUGAAAGGCGGAAUCUGCAUGUAUUGCAAAGAAGUUGCAAUUCAGCCCGAUAGGUCUCAGCUGGCGAAUGUCGAGGACAAGCCUCAAGAGCGGAGGGGGACGCCAGAAGCAGCCGGUUCAGGUGUAGAUGUCGAGAUGGUCGACGGGACAAGUGUCGCUCUGAUGCCCGCCCUCAAAGGCAAUGGCAUCGACGAUGACAUCCCAGAUGAGCUCAUUUAUCGCUGCAUCACUUGCAAAAGACUCGCUCAUUAUGCCCACCUUCCUAUUCCUCCUGGUGAUAGCAUGCCGUCCGAUAACGUCAGUGCUAUCGAGCUCGCCGAGUUCUAUCAAAACGAUAACAACUGGCAAUGCGCUGAUUGUGCGUCCUACACUUAUGCAGUAGAACACAUCCUCGCGUGGCGUCCGUUUCCCGAAAAUGCUAUUGAGUCUCCACGUCCUGCAAUGCAGCCGGUGAAUUAUAAGAUGAUGCUUCCACGAGAAUACCUGAUAAAGUGGGUAGACAGAAGUUACAGGAGGACAUCAUGGGUACCUCAUGGAUGGUUGCUUGCGACAAAUACAGCCAAGCUAAAGAAUUUCCUCCAAGGCGGAAGUAAAAUCACAUUGUUGCCAGAGCCUGCGUCUGACGCCACAGCGGGGGAAUCGAAUGGAGUCGACUCGAUGGUAUAUGAAGUUGGCGGGGAGGUAUCGAGAGACACAUCCGUCAAGCCGGAUAGUGGACCCACAUCGUCCCUGCAGGCGAAUCCAGACGCGGAGCGGAAGAUACCACCCGCUUGGAUGACAGCGGAUCGUAUCUUGGAUGUGCUCCUUGCGUACCCCAAACGACGUAUUGGCAAGCGCAAACAGAAAUACGUCAAACAUCGAGGUAAGAAAGCAUAUGGGGUGGAAAGCGAGGACGAUGACGAGAAGAGCGAAGACCCUGAAGUGGCUCAAGUCCAUAGAGAAUUGGAGGACGUUCGCCGGCUAGGGAAGCAACCGAGUGAUGACUUGACUGAGACUGUCGAGGAGUACGAAGAUCGAACCCGGCAUAUAUUGUCUCCUGACGAAAUUGGCCGCGUUGUCUGGGUUCUCUUCAAAUGGGGCGACCUAGGCUAUGAAGAUGCCUCUUGGGAUGCUCCUCUGCGUGAAGGAGAGCCAGGGUAUGCCUCCUUUCAAAAUGCCUUUUAUCGAUUCUUGGCUGCGCGCAAGGUCACCAUUCGUCACUUGUCCGCUCAGGACCAGAAGGAUUUCGAUAAGCGACCAAAGAAUGCAUGGAGGAAGCAGGCCUUCGAUUACGAGAACCAACCAAAACUUGGUCAGAAUCCUCAAUUGAAAUUGAUGCCCUUUCAGGUUGACGGCGUCAACUGGCUUUGCAGUAAUUGGGUCGAACAUCAGCAUUGUAUACUUGCAGAUGAGAUGGGUCUGGGGAAAACUGUUCAGAUCGCCACCUUUAUUGGAAGUCUCAAGGGACACCAAGUGUAUCCCUGUCUAGUCGUCGUCCCUAACUCAACCAUCACCAACUGGGUACGCGAAUUUGAGCGCUGGGCUCCUAAGCUCAGGGUAGUGCCUUUUUAUGGCGAAGCUAAAGCUCGAGAAAUUAUCAAACGCUACGAACUUUUUCAUCAGUAUCCUGAAGAGGGAACGACUGGUGCUAAAUUUCAUGUAUUGGUGACUACGUAUGAGAUGAUAACCAACCCUAAGGAGUUUGCCCCCGUCUUCAAGAAGAUUCUCAGGUGGGAGGUGCUCGUAGUGGACGAAGGACAGCGACUCAAGAGCGAUGCCAGCUUGUUGUUUAGGAAGCUGAAGGAAUUAAAUACUAUACAUCGUAUUAUCAUGACUGGUACACCUUUGAACAACAACAUCCGAGAGCUCUUCACUCUCAUGAAUUUCCUCGAUCCUGGUGAAUGGGCCGAUUUGGAUGCCCUCGCGAGAGAAUACGAAGUACUCUCCGACGACAGUGUCAAGGAACUCCACAUGAGAUUGAGACCGUACUUCCUCCGUCGCCUCAAAGUUGAAGUUCUUCAAUUACCCCCAAAGAAUGAAGUCAUCGUACCGGUCAGCAUGACGCCUCUUCAGCGUGAGGUAUAUCGGUCACUCUUGAGUAAGAACCUCAAUGUCCUUCGGAAUCUCGUCCAAGGGUCAAUGGGCGCUAAGGUAAACGCCGCAGUGAGCAAGACCAACAUGAACAACCUGCUCAUGCAGCUGCGGAAAUGUCUCCAACAUCCUUACUUGGUAUCUGAGGAGAUUGAACCGAAAGGACUUCCACCAUCCGAGUCACAUGCCAAACUCAUAGAUGCCAGUGCUAAGCUGCUUCUGCUUAAGAUAUUGUUGCCCAAGCUUCGAGAGCGUGGUCAUCGAGUUUUGUUGUUUAGCCAGUUCUCCAUAGCACUCGAUAUCAUUGAAGACUUCCUCAUUGGUGAGGGUAUCAAGUACCUACGCCUGGAUGGAAGCACCAAGCAGAUCGAUCGUCAAAAGGGUAUGGAUGAGUUCAACAAACCCGAUUCGGAUGUAUUCGUUUAUCUGCUUACAACACGGGCUGGGGGGGUGGGCAUCAAUCUCUGGACCGCGGAUACAGUGAUUAUAUUCGAUCCAGAUUUCAACCCACACCAGGACCUCCAAGCUAUUGCCCGUGCGCAUCGUUAUGGACAGGAGAAAACAUGCCUUGUGUUCAAGCUUAUGAUAAUGCAGACGGGAAAGAAGAAGCUUGUCCUUGACCAUCUCAUUGUUCAGAAAAUGGAUGACAGUGAUGGCUCCAAGGAGGAUGUGCAGUCGAUCUUGAUGUUCGGUGCACAAGCCCUCUUCGAUGAAGGUCAGGAAUUAGAAGAACGUCAAAUUCAGUAUUCUGAGAACGACGUAGACAAGCUGAUCGAACGAACGGAACAAGAAGGGGAUCAGCCCGGACCUGAAGCCGAAACGAGCACGGCAUUUUCUUUCGCAAAAAUCUGGUCCGCGGACAAAGAUGUAAUGGAGGAAAUUGUGGAAGAUCCAGCGGAAAACCAAAUUGACUCAUGGGCACAAACGCUGGAGCGCAUAGCAACAAAGCGCUCAACUGAACAAGUUCAGGAAGCCACAGGCCGCGGUGUACGACGUCGUGCCGCAGCUGUCUUCCCUCAGCAAACCCUUGAUAUCGAUGACACUCCGGACAAGGGCCAGAAGGCUUCAAGGCGGAAAGGCAAGAAGAGCAAAUCGCACGUGUCAGACGAUUCCGACGUCUAUGCUGUAUCUGCAUCCGAGAGCGACACUGGGAUCUCAGCGACUGCCUCAGUUGUCCCAGACGAUCAUAAUAGCAUCCUUCCCCCCUCAUCCCCUCCGCUAGCGCUUCAAGCCCGACUGCACCAUGUACGUCCUCCUCCCAUCACACAGGAUGUCAGUAUCUCUUCAGCAUUCGGAGGUGAUACCAGAAUAUCUCAACCGUUGCCACCAAUUCUUAAUACGGCGGACCCCAUAUGUGGUCUAUGUGGCGGUCAGCACGGCGACACGCCAUGUUAUAUGACCAAUAGCUCGGAGAAUCUCGUUCAAUAUCGACGUAUGCUACUGUUUCAUGCCGGAGACGAGCCGUUGGAAGAACGUCGGGCGGCGAUCCAGGCGAUCGAUGAGACGCUACAUAAACGCGGAUUGCUUAAUCUUGUGCUUGGCCAGCCUCUUCACAUUGUUGAACAUCCGGCAAAAAGUAAUGAUCCACCUCCACCAAAGCGGCAGAAGAAGAAUCAUUCGGCGACCCCCGUACCAACAAGACCAUCUGCACCUCCUACUCAGACCGUCUUGAGGGGUACGCAGUUCGGAAUCCCGAGCAGUUCCAAAGACGUAGAUGCACAGUUUGGUCCUUCAAGAAGUGGGGCGAAGCCCGACAAGUCUCAGCCAGCCGCAUUCGUUGUCCCAAUGACAAAUAGCGCUCCAGUCGCGAGUACAUCGAAGCGUGCGCAGUCCUCCGACUCUGAAAAGCUCCCACAGAAGAAGAAAAUGAGAGAUGAGGGGCAGACACCCUGUCUGGUUUGCGGUCGGACGCCACAUCAUCUCGUGAAGGACUGUCCUGUCGUUGUACAAGGGCCAAAAAGUAUAAAGAGGGCGAUGCGGGAACUGAAGGAUGAUCCAGCGCAGGAGGCAACGUUGAAUGUGCUGCAGAAGAUCCUAGUCAAGCAGCAGAGGCAGGCGCUGGCUCGAGAUGGGGUGGAUUCCAGGGACUAA